Molecule: messenger RNA, 1159 nt
Organism: Ictidomys tridecemlineatus (thirteen-lined ground squirrel)
Lineage: Eukaryota; Metazoa; Chordata; Mammalia; Rodentia; Sciuridae
Source: RefSeq, a predicted model, not a curated record
AUGCGAACCCCCGACGACGCCCGACCCUCAGACUUUACCCUGCGGACCGCGACAGCGCCCGUCACCCAUCUGCCGCCGCUUCUCGGCGCCGACCGAGUCCGCGGCCUUGCCGUCCAGGGUCAGGGCCGCCGCUGGAGUCGGCCUGCGCGGCGUCCAGAGGAGAGGGCCCCCGACACAAAGCUCCCCACCGCGCUCCCGCGCUCGGGGCCGGAAUCCGCCCGGGAGGCGCGCGCAGGCCGCGCCUCCACCAGCCGCCGCCGGGACCGGCAGUGCCGCAGCGGCGCGCCCCCCGCCCUGGCCCGCGCGGCCACGCGGCUGAUCCCCGGCCGGAAUGAGUCCGGAGGAGUGGUGUCCCGGGCCCGGAAAGUGUCCGGGUCGUCGGGGAAUCGUAGUUCCCGGAACUGGAAGGGAACGGACAGCCGGAAACUGGAUCCGCCAAGCCCGGGCUUCCGGGUGCCGUGUUCUCCGCGACAAGAGAGCUGGGUCGGCGACCUGGCGGGGCUGGGCCUCCUGUCUGACCAGGGUUACCGGGUGGACGGUCGUCGCGCUGCAGAGCUGCGCAAGAUCCAGGCGCGCAGGGGCGUGUUCGCGCAGACCGACGGCUCUGCCUACGUAGAGCAACCUCACACCCAGGCGCCGGCAGUGGCCUACUGGCGGCUCGAGGCGAGCGGGCCGCGCGGGAUUGGCGGGGUCGCGGGCGCGCCUCCCGUUUACGCAGCGAAUGCUCGAUGCCAACUAUCGGAUGAGUAAAUGUCCAAGUUAUUAAGGUGCAUCCUUGGGUAUGCCCUGUCUCUCUCCUGCGCCCUGCACUCCGCAGUCGGGCUCCUCAUCGUGUCAGGCUGUCGCCCACUCGGCCACUUCCCGGCAAUUCUAUUCACGUCACGUUUGGGAACGUCAUUUCUACUUAAUCUUACUCGUUUGUCUUUCCUAUAAACUCUCUGAGAGCCUCGACUUUAAAUAAAAUUGUCUGAUUUUAUUGCUGUGUUCUAUGCUGCAAAAGUGCCUCCCCAAUGCAGAAAUAAUUUUUAAUUGCUUAGCACAUAAUGUGGGAGCCCAACUUCUUAGGUGAAAGAAGCCAGGAUGAAGGCAAUGGAUAGAAACAAACGUGACAUUUCUGCAAAGCCAAAAGAAUGCUGGUGGAUGGAGAGGGGAUAAUUCC